This is a messenger RNA of Syngnathoides biaculeatus (alligator pipefish), 5861 nucleotides long. RefSeq names its product A-Raf proto-oncogene, serine/threonine kinase (gene araf). Gene Ontology annotation, biological process: signal transduction; protein phosphorylation. The coding region runs from base 603 to 2420 and encodes 605 amino acids. Gene Ontology annotation, molecular function: ATP binding; protein kinase activity. The transcript is spliced from 16 exons. Gene Ontology annotation, cellular component: cytosol; mitochondrion. Lineage: Eukaryota; Metazoa; Chordata; Actinopteri; Syngnathiformes; Syngnathidae. The record is from RefSeq and is a predicted model, not a curated record.
UUUUAAGUUUUAAUCACUUGGCUGUGUUAGAAUGAUGUCACCCGUUUGCUUUUAGUUGCCAUUAUCUCAAACUUGUUGACCAGGCAGCUUAAAGUCUCUUAAGUGACACUGCGAAGAGAAACAUGGCUUCCCACAACUCCAAAUGUCACAGAGUAGACAAAUCCUACGUUAGGCUAAGUGGCUAACGUGAAAUAGCAUUAGCAUCAUUCAAUUGUACCUUCUAAAUUUGCUGCGUCGAUUUUCCGCGAGUAAUCCCGUUUAACACUCCCUUUCGUCCUUUCACGGUGACUAUAAUGAGCGUUGUGGAAUCUUAGGUGCUAGUUUACUCAUAAUAGUGUAUGUUAAAUGUGACGUUCAUGUCUUGACAAAUUACUUUCGACCAUGUAGCACUUCGUGCCAUUUGUCAAAAUACUGCACCACAAGCUGGCCGUUGUUCUUAUUCAAAUAUUGAGUCAUCUUUGUGUUCAAUAUACAUUUACUUUAUAACCCACUGGAGAAGGUUUCAAGUAAACCGUCUAGUCUACUCUUUUUGAACCAACGGGCCAUGACUCUCUCCUGAGGCUUAGGUCAAGUAGAGCAUCCCCCUCCUGCUUAUUCUCAUCAUGUCCUCCACCUCUUCCUACUCCUCCUCUGGAGAAACUAGUCCAGAGGAUGUGCCCCGAGGUGGGGGCACCAUCCGAGUCUACCUCCCCAACAAGCAGAGGACUGUGGUGAAUGUUCGGCAAGGACAGACGGUGUAUGAGAGUCUAGAUAAAGCACUCAAAGUGAGAGGCUUAAGCCAAGACUGCUGUGCUGUAUAUCGCCUUCUAGAAGGUCGUAAGAGACUGACAGAGUGGGAAACGGACAUCACUCCUUUGGUUGGAGAGGAGUUACUAGUUGAAGUCCUGGAUGAUAUUCCUCUGACCAUGCACAACUUUGUACGGAAAACCUUCUUUAAACUGGCUUACUGUGAUUUUUGCCACAAGUUUUUAUUUAAUGGCUUCAGGUGUCAGACAUGUGGCUACAAAUUUCACCAGCACUGCAGUAGCAAGGUGCCUACUGUUUGUGUCGACAUGGACACAGUAAGCAAACAGCGUCCCUGCACAGAUGAGUAUCCUCAGAUACUACUGCCAGAAAAUUCCCCAUCACAGAGUAACGUACCCUUAACCCCAGAGCCUCAUGGGCUGGACCUUCUGUCCCCACCACCAGCCUUUCGCUUCCCCAAUCCCAGUGGAGAUGGCCAGUCUCUACAAAGACAUCGUUCCACCUCAACACCCAAUGUUCAUAUGGUCAGCACAGUGAGCCCUGCUGUUGCCAGCCUUAUAGAGGAAGCGGUGAAAUUUAACAACAUAACAGGUCCUGAGCCAUCACCAAAGCCAUCCACCAGCCCACCUUCUUCUUUAGGUUCUCCAGGAAGAAGACCACCCAAAUCCCCUUCAGAACACAAAGAACGAAAGCCCUCCUCUUCAGAUGACAAAAAGAAAGUACAUCGAGGGGGCUACAGGGACUCUAGUUACUACUGGGAGGUCCACUCCCGAGAAGUUACAAUCCAGAAGAGAAUAGGAGCUGGCUCCUUUGGGACUGUAUUCAAGGGCAAGUGGCAUGGGGAUGUAGCGAUCAAGAUCCUUAAAGUCACAGAGCCGACACCAGAGCAGUUACAGGCCUUUAAAAAUGAAAUGCAGGUCUUACGGAAAACCCGCCAUGUCAACAUCCUGUUGUUCAUGGGCUACAUGACUAAGCCCAAUUUUGCCAUCAUCACACAAUGGUGUGAAGGGAGCAGCCUGUACCGCCAUCUGCAUGUCUCUGAAACAAAGUUUGACACGAUGAGGCGGAUUGACGUGGCCAGACAGACAGCACAGGGCAUGGAUUAUCUUCAUGCAAAGAACAUUAUUCAUCGUGACCUGAAAUCAAACAAUAUUUUCCUCCAUGAAGGUUGGACUGUUAAGAUCGGGGACUUCGGGCUUGCGACUGUGAAGUCACGGUGGAGCGGCUCCCAGCAGGUUGAACAGCCCAGUGGAUCAAUUCUUUGGAUGGCUCCUGAGGUGAUCCGAAUGCAGGAUAGUAAUCCAUAUACAUUCCAGUCUGAUGUAUAUGGUUAUGGAGUAGUGCUGUUUGAGCUGAUGUCAGGGACGCUACCAUACUCCAAUAUCAACAACAGAGAUCAGAUAAUCUUCAUGGUGGGACGUGGUUAUUUGUCCCCAGACCUCAGUAAGCUCUACAGUACCUCACCCAAAUCAAUGAAAAGGCUAAUCAUUGACUGCCUGAAAUUCAAGCGUGAUGAGAGGCUCCUGUUCCCACAGAUCCUGGUAGCCAUUGAGCAAGUACAGGACCUGCUGCCAAAAAUUGAGCGGAGUCGCUCAGAGCCCUCUCUCCAUCGGGCCGUCCAUGCUGCGGACCUGAACCCUCUCCUGUUCCACACCACUGGACUGAUGCCCCCGUAAGAUUCCAGCUGCUGUCGGUGGAAAGGAUGCAGCCUUUUCUGAAAACCACAGAAUUCCAGUGCCUCUGAGAGGCUUCAGCUGCUUUUUUUUUCAGAAUUUCAUAACAGAUCCUUUCAGAGAACUUGGAGCUCCAGCACGCAAACACUGCAGGAAUGUUUUGUUCUUAUUUUCAUUCUUCAAAUGACAAAUACCUGUUUGACAACGGGAAGGGGAUUUUUUUAUCUUAUUUGUCAGCAGUUUAUGUAUUUCUUGAGUAUCUUCAAAGUGGGCAUUAGAUACUCUGACAGGGUGUCCAUUGUUUUAUGACAAACAAAUACUGCAGCAUUGUCUCAUACAGGCUCACAGCUUGCCAGGAUCACUGUGACCAUAAUGUAAAAGUCACAUCACAGCAAUAUCGGUCCUUCUCAUAGUACAUAGCUCUUUUGAUAACUAUGUAUGUUUUUUUUUUCUUUAGAGUGAACCCCCAAAACGCUGUUUCUCCAAUUACUUAAAAAAAACAUUAUUUAAAGCUGAGUGCAUGCGAUUUGCAGAUUUAUAACACCAUAACAAUACACAUGGAAAAAUGAAGACAAGACCCAAGUUGCAAGCCAGACAGAUUGAAUAUGUGAGCAUUAUGUAGCCUUUUUAAAAUGUCUACACGAUGGAAGUAAAUAUGUGCCACGAGGAUUUCAUUUAAAAAUGCCACUAAAAUUUUAUGUUGUAAAAUUCACAGUUUUUUCAAAGCGAUCACAUUUCCAAUAACUAUUUCAGUGUAACUUUUCAAUGGUCACAAAUUUGCCAUAUAAAUAAAUUCAGCCUUUAAAAUUAAAACGCAAUAUUUCCAAUCUCCUGAGAGUCACUGGAUUGGCUGGUUGUUAGACGAAAUUCAGACAGCGAAAUGUAGCCAGUUGAAUCUCAGGAGACUGAAAAUAAUGCAUUUGAGUUUUAAAGGUUGAAUUUUUUAAAUGGCAACUUUAACAUUGAAAAGUUAAAUUAAAAUACAGCUAUUGAAAAUGUGAUCACUUUGAAAUAAUGUGUAUUUUACAACAUGAAAUGUUCAGUGGCAUUUUUAAUUCAAAUCCUGGUGGCACAUGUUUACUUCCAUACUGCACGCACACACAAUUUAGAAGCCUGGAAAACAUUAGCGCAGUAAAUGUGGCUGAAGUCCAAAUCUGUUACGGGUUAUCUUAAUCACUGUUGCUCAAAUUCAGACCCAUUUUGUCAAAUAAACAUUAACAUACUAAUUGGUGAAUGAUGAGUAAUAUCAUAAAUGAAUAUGGAACACAGGAUUGACUUGUAAUGGUGUAUCAAAAGAACUGACAUUGACUUCAUUAUUUUUCUUAUUCAACUGUGAGUGUAUUUUUAUUUUAUUUUUUUGUAAACCUAGUGCUUGUAAAUUCGACAAACAGUAGUUGGAAGUAACUGGAGAGGAAGUGAUUGUGUUGAGUACAGCUCAUCAGAACAUUCCUUAAAAAUGGUGCUUCCAUAAGUGGAGAAAUCCAAGGCAAGUACCUCUGAAUCGCUUUCCCAUGUGACCAAUUUUCUACCCAGCUUGUCCAUCCGUGCACUUUCCAAACUUCUCAGAAUGUCUGACUCUGUAUUUGUUUGGUGUGAUGCUCAUGCUUGUUUGUAGAAUCUCCUAAAUCACUCGUCUGUGUACUCCCUUAUGUCAUGAAGUGCAUUGGGCUGACAAUGGAUGAAUUCUUUUUUUCUUGAACCAUGCCAAGAGCUGCUUCUCCGUUUAAACUAAUAUAUCCCACCAGUUGACAUUACUAGACAUAAAAGACUUAAAAAUACUGGCACUUGAAGGUCUUCUUUAAUGUUUAGCCCCAUUGUCUUUUCAAAAUCUGUCAUUGGUUGCUCACACAAAUGAGUUUAGCUGUGGUUAAUUUAGCGAAAGCAACAUAUAGUUAAGCAUAUAUUUGUCAUUUACUUGAAUAUUUAACCUUGUUGUUUCCAUUACAAAGUCUGUUUUAGUUUCAAUGUUGCCGAGAUUGAAAACAACUUGGUUUUGUAAAUACAAGGUCAAUCUAUUCAUUAAUUUCACUGUUCUUACACGUUCUUCCAUUUUCUAUACCACUUAUACUGUGCAGUCACAGGGAUGUUGGGGACUAUCCUUGACCUACAGUGAGAGGCGGAGUGCAGGCACUCUUGGGAUUAAAAAAGCGUCAAGUGCAGCAAUCCCAGUUAUAGAAUUGAAAAAGAAAAAUAAUGUCAUUUAUGUUUAGAUUUAAUUACAAUGUGGUUGCCCUGUCAAAUUUUGUAAUUUUUCACACCCACGUUGCUCUGGAUGCUGCUUUUAACUUUGGUUUAUCCUUAUCAGUAUGAGUGGCGCAAACUAGAAAGCCUAUAUGACUUUUGUUGUUGCAGCAAUACUGAUAGCAUUACAGACCGGGUAUAUCUGUAACAAAAGCAGAGGUGUCUCACUCAAUUUUGUGAAAACCUAAUUGUAGUUGUGGUUUAUCUUGGAGGGCUGUUAUGACUAUGAAACCAUAUAAAUACGCAAUAUAUAUAUAAUAUACGCAACAAGCAGGAUAAAAAUGAAAAUUAAAGACAAUUUUCCAUUUUGGUACAGAUUACAGUUACAUGAAGUAGAUGUACAUGAUGUGAGCUGCAUCUGGCACCAAGGCCUGGAGUUUGACACCAGCGAAGUAACACAUGGUGUUUGAGUGUAGUCAUAAAGCGUGCACUUUAUUUCCCCCCUUUUCCUCUUAUUGUGACAGUAUCUACAAACUCAUCUUCUUGCAGGAAUAUGUGAAAAUGGGAAGAACGGAGCAGUGUUUGGUCAUUGGUUUGUUGAUGGCUCUAGGUUUGAAUUCUGUCAAUUUAAUGUACUUUCAUCGCUAGAGAUUCAGCACUGAUACCAAUACACAAUUGUUUUAUGAUGACAAAUUGAACCAUAAACUUUGCGACUUGGGUUUUAGGAUUCUGUAAACAUGCUCGGCUUUGUUGCACUGAGAGAGAGAGCAGAUCUUGAUAGCAUUGGGUGUUUCCAACACAAGAUUACUUGAGAACAGACAUGUGGAUUUUCAUAAACAUUGCAGUUAGGGGCUGGGUACCCUAUGUGCUAACUCAUUCCACGUAGAAAUGGGGAUUUGUUGUUAGGAAAUAACCUUUAAUUUGGUGUUAAGAUGGAUAUUUGUGAACCAGGGUUGGAAAGACUAGGUCUUUCUUUUAUUUAUUAACGUCUUUACAGUUGCGGUGCCGUGCUUGCAGCAUUUUAGGGUAACUAAAUAGACAAAAUUGUUGAUAUGCUUGCAUUAAAAGGAACCGGGGGGUGAGGUGGAUAUUGAAAUAACUGACAAAGUAAUACAAAAUUUACUGAGAAUUGACUCUUAAGUUUGGCAUUGCUUCUAAUGACCCUGCAGAUUUGUUUCAAAGAACAUGAUGAAAAGUUUACUGCACGUUUAUUUAUUUUUGGUCAUUUUGAAUCGAACAACAAAUUUGUGUGUGUGUGUGUGU